UUUGAGGCAAUAUUUGGAAAUUUAGGCGAGCUCAAACCUUCUGAGGAAAUAUUGAACGCUCGACCACAAAAUUGUUUUUCACGUGCCGGUAUACGUAAACCGAUUUUUGCGAAUUUUCCAAGAUAA
Messenger RNA from Funneliformis caledonium, 126 nucleotides. Lineage: Eukaryota; Fungi; Glomeromycota; Glomeromycetes; Glomerales; Glomeraceae. The record is from the annotation of a GenBank genome assembly.